AUGGUACCAAGACAAGAUCCUGUUGAUGUCAUAUAUGUCAAGUCAAACGUAGAGGUGCCUACUGGCAGCUUCAAGCGUGUGAAAGUAGAGGUUUGUCCUCCUGCGGGCGACGAUUAUGCCGAGUCAUUAAAUUCUUUCAAAGUGCCUCUAUUCCUAUUGAACGAUAGUUAUCAAGUUCUCGUGAAAGACCUAGCCAAAAUAUGGAAUUACCCAUCAUCCUAUCAGCUAAUUAAGCAUCUUGUGAAAGGUACAGGAGUGAACAAAGGAGAGUUUUUACGCACCACCGACUCCACCAUAAACGAAUGGUUGUUGGAGAAGAAUCUAAUAGAAGAAUCAGAAAUGAAGUUUAAGUUAUUUUACAUUGAUGCUAAAUUUUUAUAUCUGGUUGUAUCCAAUAAAGAAGUACUUAUUGGAGAUGAUAUUCCCGUGGAUGACGAGGAUAAUAUAGAAGUGAAUAGAAGGGCUGCUGGUUUGGGCGAUGAUAAAAUAACUAUUAGUCAGGUAUUCCCACAAUAUGGCUUGGUGGACUUUUCGUCGCAGUUGAAUCACUCUUCGUUUAAUUCCUUGACCAACUUGACCAAAUUUAAUUACUAUAAGAGUACGCCUGCUUAUCAAAAAUUUUUAGGGAACAGCAAAUUAUUUAUCAAUGAAAGAGAAUUAAUUUACAGAGAAUACGAUUAUUCGUUGAUUGAAGUCUUAGAGCAUGAAAGGACAAACGAAAGCCAAGCUAAAGAUAAGAGGCGGAAAAGAAAGCCAAUUGGAAGAUCAAAGAAGCACAAUACUAAUGUUGACCCUAAUACUAUAGACCUCACGGAGUCUAUAAUACCAGGCCAAGGGUAUAUUCAGGAAUUUAAUGUAAACCAUUUCUGCAGAGUUCCAAAUUAUUUUGUAACUACCAAUACCCCAAAUGCCGGGUCAUCGGCCGCUAUUUUGAAAGAAAUGAAGAAACCAAUUGGCUCAUCAUCGGGCUCUUCCUUAUUACUCGGUGAUAAUGUCAAGCUUGCAAAAAAUGUUCAACAAUUAGUAUUUACCAACGAAAGUGAUAAUUAUAACCAUGCAAAAUAUUAUUAUACCAAGAGUUAUAGAGGUCCGGGCAGUGGAAACUACAAGGACGCUGCCUUGAUCAGUAAAAUGAAUAAAAUUCCUAUGGCUUCAAAUUCUAAGGCUAUCAAAACUCCACAUAAAGUUACAAAAGAUAUCGCUAAACUCAACAAUAAAAGGUAUAAUGCCAAUGUUAAGGGAUUAAUGCACGAUAGAUUCAACAAACCACUUGUGGAAUCUAUACUCAAUAAACAAAGAGAACAAACUGACGAUUGUGUUAAUUUAGAAAUGCUACAUAAUAAUUUGCAAUUUAAUCUUUUAUUGAAUACAUAUAGGGAGAUGGCGGAUGAAACAUGGACAAACUAUUAUAAGUUUAAACUUAUCGAUUUUGAACAAUUAUCCGUUAAUAAGAAACAAAAAGUUCAAGAAAAGGCAAAACAAGAAGCUCUUGAGGCUGAAGCGCAAAAAGCUGGCGUACAAUUCAAUCCACAGAUGCAAAGCUUUACGUUGGCAGAUAAGUUCGUUCAUCCUUCAGCUCAUAGAGAAAUAUUAUCCAAUCUUCCGGUUGAAUUGCGGGAUGAAGAUUCGAAGAAUACUGAUUCUCGUUCAAUCAAGAAUCCUCUAUAUUACACAGCACUCUACCCUGAUGUUAAUAAUCCGGAAUUAUUAAAUAAAGUUGAAGUGGUUAAACUUCCAAAUGCAAAUGCUAUAGGUUGGGAUAAUAUGAGAAAGUAUAAACAUGACUAG
Messenger RNA from Debaryomyces fabryi, 1788 nucleotides. RefSeq lists its product as uncharacterized. The record is from RefSeq and is a predicted model, not a curated record. The coding region runs from base 1 to 1788 and encodes 595 amino acids. NCBI's taxonomy places the organism in Eukaryota, Fungi, Ascomycota, Pichiomycetes, Serinales, Debaryomycetaceae. The transcript has a single exon.